Athalia rosae (coleseed sawfly) is the source of this 877-nucleotide messenger RNA. It is a transcript of the gene fabp, whose product is annotated as fatty acid-binding protein, muscle. Gene Ontology annotation, cellular component: cytosol; nucleus. Gene Ontology annotation, molecular function: fatty acid binding. Gene Ontology annotation, biological process: fatty acid transport. The coding region runs from base 104 to 508 and encodes 134 amino acids. Lineage: Eukaryota; Metazoa; Arthropoda; Insecta; Hymenoptera; Athaliidae. The record is from RefSeq and is a predicted model, not a curated record. The transcript is spliced from 3 exons.
UACUCGAUCAGUAGCUCGCCGGCUAGAAAGCAGCUCAUAGCUCUGAGGAUAUAUUCAUAUCUUGCUCACGUAGUUUAUUUUAACAAACCAAUCCCCUAUCACCAUGGCUGAUUUUUCCGGAAAGAAGUACAAGCUUAGCACCAGCGAAAACUUCGAGGAAUUUAUGAAGGCUUUGGGUGUCGGUAUGGUGACCCGUAAGAUGGGAAACACCAUCAGCCCGACCAUAGAGCUGAUCGAAGAAGAGGGGGGUAAAUUCAAAUUGAAGACCACUAGCACCUUCAAGAACUCUGAAAUUCAGUUCACCAUCGGCGAAGAGUUUGACGAGGAGACGAUCGAUGGACGUAAGGUCAAGAGCGUGAUCACUCGCGAUGGAAAUAAAUUCCAUCAGAUCCAGAAGGGAGAUAAACUGGAGACCACAAUUGACAGGGAGUUCACACCUACGGAAAUGACUGCUAUCAUGAAGGUUGGAGAUAUCGUUUGUACGAGGGUCUACAAGGUCGUGGAAUAAAUCAAAUUAUAAGACACAGGCCAUAUUUCGACCAUUCUCGAUUCCGUGGAUUCCUAUUUUCAUGAAAGUGCGUUGUAAUUGUUAAAUGUUAUCAGUAUUUAAAAAAAAAAAAAUACUGAUACACUUAAGAUACACCGAUAUAUUAUGAAACUCGUCAAAACUCUUUGAAAUCAUUCGCACAAAGGAUGUAGUAAUGAAAAAUGUUCACUGAAACUGUGAUACAGUGUUCGUACAUAUAUACUACGUAAUAUACGUACUACCCGUUGUAUAUGUUGAUUUGCAGAGUUUGAUAUUUUUCUAAUUUUUCCUAACGUACUAAUCGAAAUGUUCCAAGGAACUUUAUCAAAUAAAGUUUAUUAUUUAAAAUAA